Molecule: messenger RNA, 4732 nt
Organism: Carassius auratus (goldfish)
Lineage: Eukaryota; Metazoa; Chordata; Actinopteri; Cypriniformes; Cyprinidae
Product: GRIP1-associated protein 1-like
Exons: 29
Coding region: 213-2843 (876 amino acids)
Biological process (GO): regulation of recycling endosome localization within postsynapse; regulation of modification of synaptic structure; neurotransmitter receptor transport, endosome to postsynaptic membrane
Cellular component (GO): extrinsic component of postsynaptic early endosome membrane; postsynaptic recycling endosome; glutamatergic synapse
Source: RefSeq, a predicted model, not a curated record
CAUCUACAGGACAGGUGCAGACGUCACUCACGGUGGGGGUUCUGUCAGCAAGCCAAAGAAAGCGUUUAGAUGGGCUACAUCGGAAAGCUGCAUCUUUAGCCUUUAUCUAAUCAGAAUGACAGUUAAUUUGCUAAAACAAGGCUGACAGCAAACACAGUAAUAGCAGCUAGAGAGAGUUUGUACUCUGUUAGCAGUGUUUUGCUGUAGUGAAGAUGGCGCAGGCACUGUCAGAAGAGGAGUUCCACCGUAUGCAGGCUCAGCUUUUGGAGCUGAGAACACAGAACUACCAACUAUCUGAUGAUCUGCGGAAAAAUACAGCAGAGCUCAACAGUGUCCGUCAGAAGACCUCGAACCUGGAGAAAGACUAUGUCAAAGCACAGAAGGCUUUAAAUAAGAGCAAGAAAGCACAGGAGGUAGAUGCCUUACUCAAUGAGAAUCAAAUGCUUCAGGGCAAGUUACACAGUCAGGAAGAUGACUUCAGACUGCAGAACAGCACACUCAUGCAAGAGCUGUCCAAGUUAUGUUCUCAGAUCGAGCAGUUAGAAUUAGAGAAUCGGAGACUGAGGGAGGGUCAAGGGCUGGAAGGACCCGCCUCUAGCCCCGCCUCCGGUCCGGUGGAUGCUGAGCUCCUGCGUCUACAGGCUGAAAACUCCGCCCUGCAGAAGAAAUUAAAAGCACUUCAAGAGCAUGCAGAUGUUAAUGAUGGAAAAGCAGCACUCACAGAUGGAUCGGCUGGGACUAAUGGGGUCCAAUCAGAUGCUAGCGGUCACAGUGACGACCCUUCAGCCCCAGGAAAUGAUCAGAUUGAUCAGGCCGAAGUGCAAAGCAUCAAACUAGAACUGCGAGAUAAUGAGCUGAGCGAAGUGGCAUUAAAGCUUCAAACGGAAAUGGAGGAGAAAUGCUUACUGAGGGAACAACUCCAGACACUAGAGAUGUCCAAGCAGGCAGAAAUCACAAAACUACAAGAAGAAAAUGCUAAAUUCUCCGAUAAGUUGAAGAAAAAACAAGAAAGCUUCCAGCGGCUACAAGUUGAGAAAGAAGCACUUUACAAUGACAGCAGGACUAAAAUUGAUGAGAUCCAACAGAGGAAGGAGGAGGAGCUCAAAUCCAUAAAUCUUCGUGUGCAGAAAUUGCAGACAGAUUUAAUGUCUGCCAACCAGAACGUCUCUGAACUGAAGGAGCAGCUGCAGAGUAAACAGAAAGAGCAUGAGAUGGCCAUCCUAGCGCUCAAAGAUCAGCUGCAGGUAGCGUGUCAGAGCGCGUUCAGUCAGGAGCAGGUGGAGGGCAUGCUGAGUGAAAACGAUGCUCUCAGGACAAACCUAGCAGCCCUAGAACAGAUCCAAACAGUGAAGACUCAGGAACUGAAUUUGCUGAGAGAGCAAAAUCUGACGCUAAACGCAGAGCUUCAGCAGAAACGUACUGAACAGGAGAGCUUUCUGGCUCAGAGAGAUGAUCUCAACUCACAGCUACAGGAGUCAAACCGAGCGAAUGGUCGACUACUGGAGCAGCUCACUGAGCUGGGUCUGGAGAAGGACAAGCUACAGCAGGAGUUAGAGGAGGCCAGAAAGACUGCAGAUAAGCGUAAGGUCAUGCUGGAUGAACUGGCCAUUGAGACGGCACAGGAAAAGUCUCGGCACAAAGAGGAACUCGGGGAUGUGCGAUUGCAGCAUGAGAAGGAAGUGCUGAGCAUCAGGGCCCGCUAUGAAAAGGAGCUCCGCGGCCUCCAUGAGGAGAAGAACCGCACGGAAGAGGAGAUCCGCUCACAGCUACGAGAUGAGAGAGCUCGUACCAAAGAGCUGGAGGGUCUCCAGCCGUAUGUGGAGGAGUUGAAAGCUCAGGUUCAGUCUAUGGAGGGGACAAAGGGCUGGUUUGAGCGCAGGCUCAAGGAAGCAGAGGAGACCAUGGAAAAGAACAAACUGGAGCACACAGAAGAGAUCCGGCGGGUACAGAAAGAUCACACACUUCAGCUGGAGGCUAAAGCUGCAGAGGUGGAGGCAGUCAAACAGCAAGUGGUGGAGAUGCAGAAGGAGAGAGAAGAGCUCAACAACACAAUCAGCAAACUCAGACAGGAGAUUAAAGAUACAGUGGAUGGACAGAAAAUCUUGGAGAAAAAAGGUAGUUCAGCGCUGAAAGAUUUGAAGAGGCAGCUCCAUCUGGAGAGAAAAAGAGCCGAUAAACUCCAGGAGCGGCUGCAGGAAAUCCUAACCAACACUAAGACCCGCUCAGAUUCUCUGUCUGUGAGUGCAGGUCUUGAGGAGCUGGUGUUGUCUGAUAUCAGUUCGCCGAGCCGUACGCAGCAGACGGGUGACAGCAGUAGCAUCUCCUCCUUCAGCUACAGAGAGAUCAUGAAAGAAGGGGCUUCGGCUCCCAGCACCAAUAAGUCCAACACCAGCAGCCCUCAGUCCCAGCGUCCUGCUGACCUCUCGGACGACGAGGUCAGUGAGCUCUUCCAGAGGCUCGCCGAGGUUCAGCAGGAGAAGUGGAUGUUGGAGGAGAAGGUGAAACACUUGGAGGUCAGCUGCUCCUCAAUGGCCGAUGACAUCUGUAAAAAGAGUGCUAUUAUUGAGACGUACGUCAUGGACAGCCGAAGAGAUGUAUCCGGAGGAGGUCUGGUGGUCCAUGGUGCUCAGGGUGAACGUGGAGGUUUGAGUUCUGUGCUGAGGGACUUGGUAAAACCUGGAGACGAGAACCUGCGGGAGAUGAACAAAAAGCUGCAGAACAUGCUGGAAGAGCAACUGACAAAGAACAUGCACCUACAGAAGGAUCUGGAAGUUUUGUCUCAGGAGAUCGUGCGUAUGAGUAAAGACGCCACUCCUGCAGUAAACUCCAAAGCCACAGGAUAAAACUGGACACAGUCCACCUGAUGAUUCAGUACCCUUCUCUUUCUCUUUCCCUCAUCUCUUCACGGCUACCAGGAGGAAACUACAUUCAUCUUGUAUAAAGACCUCCAGGAAUCUCAGAUGUACCAGGAGCACAGAAGGUCAAAAAAAGAUCAACUCCAUCUGUGAUUUGCAUACUACUGAAUGUAACGUAACACUUUAUAUGUUUGUGUGUCUGUGAUGGGAAAGUACAGUUAGAAAAGGGUCCGUUGAGCAAACCCUGGCUGCUUGACAUCAGUGAACUGAGUGCACAAGACGAUGGCUUGUCCUCGGUGGUCCAAACAGGACCGUUCUACCUACCACUAAUUCCCCUGUUCAGGAAAGCGUAUGUCUAAUGUUGGCGUCCUAAAACUGCUAUCACUGGUUUAUUGCCUGUUUUGUAUAUAUUUGAUUUGCUAAAGACACUUAAUGUGUGUGUGAAUGUGUGUCUGUGAGGCGUAGAAUGGGGUGUAUUUAUUCAUGCCAGAAAAUCCAAAAACCAUGUCUAUAUCUUUACAGUAUGCUGCUCGUAUCUGAAAGAAAAUGGCAAAAAUCUCAAGUUCUGCAGUUCAUUAUAUCAAAUAAUUCAGGAAGUUUUCCAGCGAGAGAGGGAAGAGCAUGCAUUUAAUUGCUGUGAUAAUUAUCGGAGCAGUUUUGUGGGGCUCUCGAAAUGCUCCCGUGAAGGAAAGCGGCUCCCUGGACUCCCCUCGUUAAGCAGCAAUCUCUCCGCAGCUUAACGACUCAGUUUGACACCUCUCUGUCUGUCUCAGAACUGAUGGCGCUGUUGGGGAACGAACCAAUUUCUCACAGCACGCACUUAACUCCCAUGAGAAGCUAGCGGCCUGUUUUAGUGUCUAACACCAGUUUGUUUUGUGCACGUUGAUGCCCUGACAUUUUCUGUGAAUGUUGCAAACACGAUUCCGCUUUUAUGCAUUCAGCUUUUGUGAACAUUUUAAACGGUUAAUUUAAUCGUUAGAUAAUGUGACUGAUAUUUUGCUGUUGGUCCUUGGACUCUGUUUUUUCUGUGCAAUAGCUUGCACUGAGGCCAAGCACCAUCCAUUGUGUCUUGAUUUUUCCAGUCAUUUACCACCAAACUACAGCUCUUAUUCAGACAAGACAAGAUAUUUCAUUUAACGCAAAUGAAAAGUCAUCGAGUUGGCGAAAUACCGGCAUAAUUUUCAUUCAUGUCAAAUUAAAUAUGGCAUAUGCUUCAUUGAUCAUUUUAGAUGCAAUGAAUAUUGACCAAUUAUUUGUUUAGAUCCUUCUGAUUGCACAGCAGGGCAUAGUAGAUUGAACAAUUUAGUCACUUAGUCACAUGAGAUAAUGAUUUAUUUAUCAACGGUUCUGUAAUAAGUUAGAGAAACGUAUGUAUAUUCACUUUGGCAAAAUUGUUUUAUGAUUCUGAGUUGUGAACGAUUAGCAUUCUGUUUAAAAUCUUUAAGCUUUAUUACGACAAUGGUUUGUUCCCAUGUUCUUGGGAUAUGAGCGUGACGUUUGUGUAUGGUUUUGCCUGUCAAAUACCUGUUUCUGGCAAAAGCUUUUCCAUAAUCCUUUCAUUUGUACUAUACAGAAGUAGUAUAACGAUAUUCUUUAAUUUUCCCCAUUGAGGAAACUGACAUAUUAAGAUUCACUUGGACGAUUGCACCCAAAAGGUUUUUUUUUUUUUGCCUUUUACUCUUAUAAUAUCUGCCAAGCAAGCUCUUAUUUAAAUAAGAUCAUGUUUUAAUCAUCACUAAUUACAUGUAAGCAGAUUCUGUUAUUAACAUCCAAUCUCCCACCACAUCUCUGUGGCUUAUAUUUAUUUAUGUGCAGUUCAUUGUCAUUUUCAGACUCCCAUAACUUGCAGUGAUAAUAAAGAAUGGCUUGAAAAACAA